CCGGGGUUGCACGUGACCACAGGUGGCAGGGUGGGAGGGCUGGCACUUAGUCACCGGCCUGCCCCUGCCCCGGCUCUAGGCUGCGGCAGCUUUAGCGCCCUGCUCCGCCCGUACACUCAGUUCGCCGGCUUUGCUCAGGUCGCCCUCGAUCGCCAGGUUCCUCAUGGGAAGAGGAGCCGCUGCACCCCGGAGGCUGCACAGCGCUCGGUGUCCCGGCCGGCGCCGUACUUAGGACUCGGUUUUGCGGAGCAGCGCAUCACGUAACCGUCUGCCCAAACGGCGCGCGGGCAGGCGACACCAUGGCCUUCUCCCAGGUGCAGUGUCUGGACGACAGCCACGUGAACUGGCGCUCCAGCGAGUCCAAGCCCGAGUUCUUCUACAGCGAGGAGCAGCGGCUGGCGCUGGAGGCCCUCGUGGCCCGCGGCCCGGAAGCUUUCUACGAAGUGCUCCAGCGCGAGAACAUCCGCGACUUCCUCUCGGAAUUGGAACUCAAGCGCAUCCUGGAGACCAUCGAGGUGUACGACCCGGGCUCGGAGGAUCCUCGGGGCACCGGCCUGGCCCAGAGGCCCCAGGACAAUGGGGUUGGUAACUGCGGCGGCGGCGAGGAAGCCAGCGGGGUGGGUGGAACCCCUACCGAGGCCGAGCAGCCCCCCUCGCUGGAGUAUUGGCCCCAGAAGUCGGACCGCUCCAUCCCACAGCUGGACCUGGGCUGGCCGGACACCAUCGCCUACCGCGGCGUCACCCGGGCCAGCGUCUACAUGCAGCCCCCCAUCGAGGGGCAGGCCCACAUCAAAGAGGUGGUGCGCAAGAUGAUCAGCCAAGCCCAGAAGGUGAUAGCUGUGGUCAUGGACAUGUUCACUGAUGUGGACAUCUUCAAGGACCUGCUAGAUGCUGGCUUCAAGAGGAAGGUGGCUGUGUACAUCAUUGUGGAUGAGAGUAACGUCAAGUACUUCCUGCACAUGUGUGAGCGGGCCCACAUGCACCAGGGACACCUCAAGAAUCUCAGGGUGCGCAGCAGUGGAGGAACUGAGUUCUUCACCCGGUCGGCCACCAAGUUCAAGGGUGCCCUGGCCCAGAAGUUUAUGUUUGUGGAUGGAGACCGAGCAGUGUGUGGCUCCUACAGCUUUACGUGGUCGGCUGCAAGGACGGACCGGAAUGUGAUCUCCGUGCUGUCCGGCCAAGUGGUGGAGAUGUUCGACCGGCAGUUCCAGGAGCUAUACCUCAUGUCACAGUGUGUCAGCCUCAAGGACAUCCCCAUGGAGAAGGAGCCAGAGCCAGAGCCUGUUGUGCUACCUGCUGUGGUCCCCCUGGUACCUGCAGGCUCUGUGGCUAAGAAGCUUGUCAAUCCCAAAUAUGCACUGGUCAAGGCCAAGAGUGUUGACGAGAUUGCCAAGACCUCUUCCUCUGAGCAGCAGGAGAUCAAGAGGCCUCCAGGGCUGCAGGGACCUGCACUGGCUGAGCAGCCGGGUGACCUCCCUGAGUUGCCACUGCCUGUCCACCCAGGACUGCUCAACUUGGAGAGGGCCAACAUGUUCGACUACCUGCCCACAUGGGUGGAGCCAGACCCAGAGCCUGGCAGUGAUAUCCUGGGCUACAUCAACAUCAUUGACCCCAACAUUUGGAACCCCCAGCCCAGCCAGAUGAACCGCAUCAAGAUCCGUGACACAUCCCAUGCCAGCACUCAGCACCAGCUGUGGAAGCAGAGCCAGGAGGCCCGCCCCUCCCCAGGGCCCAGCAGCCUCCAGGACAGGCUCCCAGCUGAGAACGGCCUUCCGCAAGGGGACUGUGAGCCGCAGCCUCCAGUGCCUAAGCCCCGGACAGUACCCGUGGCAGAUCUACUAGCCCAGAAUGGCAAGGAUGGUGAUCUACUUGUGCAGGACGGUGCUGACUGGCCCCUGGAGGAAACAACGCCAAAUGGGACAGACUGUGGGGUGUCCAGGACAGUGGAGUCGGACCACCCCCUGCUUCAGCGGCAGCUGUCUGUGACCCAGGAUGACCCCGAUGGCCUAGGGGCAGGGCUCCCCAAUGGGCUGGAUGGGGAGGAGGAGGAGGAAGAUGACGAUGACUACGUGACCCUCAGUGAUCAGGACAGUCUGUCAGGCAGCUCCAGCUGUGGCCCUGGUCCUCGACGGCCCUCAGUAGCCUCUUCCAUAUCAGAUGAAUAUUUUGAGGUGAGGGAGCGCUCAGUCCCUCUCCGGAGGCGCCACUCAGAGCAGAUGACCAAUGGGCCAGCCCAACUACCCCGCCGACAGAUGAGUGCCCCCCACGUAACCCGAGGGACCUUUGGUGGGCCCCAGAGUGGCUCCCCCUGGGCAGAAGGUCGGGUGAAAGAAGAGUCAGAUGCAUCGAGGAGGAUGCAGGCCCAGCGCUCUGGGGACAAGGAGACACAGGGCCAGCAGUUCCACCGCUAUGGGGGUCCUUCGAGGACCCCAGGACCACCUCGCUACCGCCCUGCUGCUGAUGGUACCCACACCUCUCCAAGGAAAGCCAGCCUGGCCGUGGGAGGCCCCUACCCCUGGAAGCCCAAGGCUGGCCCCUUACCCUGUGUACUGCCCAAUCCUGGGAGCCCAAGGCCAGCACGAAAUGCCCACAUUCUGGCUGAUGGCAGGGCUACUGAAGAGCAUCCAAGUCCCUUUGGAAUCCCGUACUCCAAACUGUCCCAGUCAAAGCACCUGAAGGCCAAGUCAGGUGGCAGCCACUGGGCCUCAUCUGAUUCUAAGCGGAGGGCCCAGGCCUCCCAGGACCAAAAGAACCCCUAGGAGCCUGGCUUGGGCUGGACCCACCAGAGUCUGCUCUGGAGGAGAGGUGGGGGGGGGGAGGCAGCCAAUGCUGACACUUACCUGGUCGGUGCACCAGUACCAGGUAGCCAUGAUGGUUAGGCCGAAGGUCAUUCCAGUCCAUGGGAGGUCCCCAGUAUUGGCGUCCCGAAACAUGUGCAUGGCAUCUGCACGUGGCAGGUGGCAGGUGGUGUUGGCAAUGGUCUUGGAGGGAAUGGCCCGGGCAUAUACUGCUUCUAGCUGUCCAUAACCACCAAUCUGGUCAAAAGCUGGAGGGGAACAAGUGAGACAGGGACCACUUGGUGGCUGGUGGCCUCCAGCUCUUGUUGCCUUCAUCUUGCAAGUAACUUUAUAAAACAUCAAACUGGAGUUUUUCCCCCCCUGCCUUUCCUGGUAUUUGGAAAAGUAUGGUGAGUAGGAGGUUUGGAAACCAAGGUGAAUUUAAAGUAACUAUUUUAUUUGUAUUUAAAUAAUACUAUUAAAUGAGCAUUUUGCACAUGGGUACCACGGUAUCCUGUAGGCCGGGUAAGAAUCACUGCUGGUCUCCAGAUGCCUGUUAGCCUCAGGUAAGGUGUUCUCUGGCACUCAAGGAAGCAAAAAUAGUUUUUCUUGGCAUCCUGAGGAUCUCCCUGAGGCAUGUGAAGUGUUAAAGUCCUGCCCCGGGGCUUACAAGGGUGUAAUUUCACUAAAGGUAAGAAUGGCUGGUGGUGACUUGGCUUCUUCCAGGCCUCGAACAGCCUAUUGGGCAGGUGUGUGUAUGUGUGUGGGGGGCCUACAGCUAGGGUCUUUCCUCCUGAGUCCAGAGCACAUUUGUUCUCUCACUACUCCUGUCUACCUCAGGGUCAGGGCUCUGCAUGGCCAGGCUCUGGCCUGACUAUGGCCUUGCUGUGUGUGUGGUCACUCUCCUAUCCAGACUGCGCCUGGAUGUCUGGUCCCUUAUCUGAGAGAGGAAGCCUGGGCAUAGGAAAACCCACCUCUGCCCCAGGCCCUGCUGACCAGCAGGACGUAGAAGAGGGAUCACAGUCCAGGAUCUGUGUUUGGACCAGGCAUCUCUGAAGCUCAGAGCAAAUGGACAAAUGCUACACCAGGGUUGGCGACUGCUCGGCCACACAUUCUCAGACCCUGAGUCUGGAAGUCUUUAAAGGCUUCUGUUUACCCUCUGUGUUUACCCUCCCAGCUCAGCUCGCCUACUUCCAGGGAUGGGGAACUCACUACCUCCUGAAACUACCCUAUAAGCUUUUGUGUUUGUUCAGACUAGUUUUGCCAAUUUGUCUAAACUGUCCUUCCCAGCCUUUGUCUACCAGGAGGCAGCAUCACCUCUUAGGAGUCUGUACAUGAUUUUAAACAAUUGGAGGCAACACCCAAGCAGUUCUGUGGGCUAAUUGUGUGUCUCCACACCUACUUGUCAAGCCCCAAGCCAGGGCGGGCAUGGCCAGCUCUGUGCUCCUGAGUCAGCUCCUCAGCUGGUGACAGCUGAGCAGUGAGGGCAGACAGGAGGCAGGCAGACAGUGGCCAUCUGCCAGGGGGCAGUAGGGGAGGACUGCCUCGUGGCUUGACCUCAUGAGCCCCACAGGUGCUGGAACAGCCCCACCCCACUGUGGCCUGAAGCUCCAGUCCUCACCUUUGAUGGCCAGGAUGACAGCCCCCACCACCAUGAUGACUGUCUGCAGGGCAUCCGUGUAGAUCACAGUGGCCAGGCCCCCUGCAAAGGAACAAGGUAGCUGGAGGGAGUCCCCUGGCUUUGAGGGAGGUGGGACAAACUGAGAAGCACCACUCAUAUCCGAGCCCAGGGCUUCCUGGAGCUUGUGGGAGGAAAUGGCCCUCCACCUCCUACAUAGGUACCCUGGUCUGCUCCAAGCCGCAGGGUGACGGGCAGCCCUCCCCGUGAUGGUGCAUACCUGCGAUUGUGUACAGAGCUGUGAUGAGGAGUGUGAGGAUGGUGGAGAGGUAGAAGUUCCAUCCCAGGCAGAUAUGCACAAAGAGUGCCCCGGCGUACAGGUCAAUCUAGGGAGGGCAUGUUCAAACAGAGAUUGGAGUUUACUGUGAGUCCCAGGGCUCAGAGCCCAGAUGCUGCUACUGACUGGCUGUGGCCCCUGUGGGCCUGGGUGCCCCAUGGAUGAGCAAAGGUGACCUUUGCCUGCCUGCCUACCCAUUUCUGGGGGUGGGAGGAUGAACUCACUGUGGACUGCUAUGCGCUAUGUACAGGGGACAUUACUGUCAUUAAUAAAGUUCAGAAUGGUCAUUUCCCA
This is a messenger RNA of Cavia porcellus (domestic guinea pig), 5026 nucleotides long. It is a transcript of the gene Sack1g, whose product is annotated as family with sequence similarity 83 member G. The record is from RefSeq and is a predicted model, not a curated record. The transcript has 6 exons. Lineage: Eukaryota; Metazoa; Chordata; Mammalia; Rodentia; Caviidae. Gene Ontology annotation, biological process: BMP signaling pathway. Gene Ontology annotation, molecular function: protein kinase binding. Gene Ontology annotation, cellular component: cytosol; nucleus. The coding region runs from base 300 to 2759 and encodes 819 amino acids.